Molecule: messenger RNA, 2315 nt
Organism: Vigna unguiculata (cowpea)
Lineage: Eukaryota; Viridiplantae; Streptophyta; Magnoliopsida; Fabales; Fabaceae
Product: putative LRR receptor-like serine/threonine-protein kinase RKF3 pseudogene
Source: RefSeq, a predicted model, not a curated record
UAGUUUAAAUAUGGUCCCACCUCGGAAAUACAUUGUUGACUGAAAAGGUAGCUCGAGUUCUUGGAAAGUGUUGUGAAACUGGGGUUUUUCAAUGUUCCUUUUCUUCUUGGUUGGAGAAAAGGAAUUAGGAAGAAACUCACCAUUUGUGAACUAAACAACCUCUUCACUCGUGUAUAUCAUAGUACAACAGAAGCAACAAACAACACUGUAUCAUGCUCUAAAACUCAAAGGUUGCUGUUACACAGACACAAGUUCUCAAUGCCACUGUUCCCGAUCCUUGUCACAAUCUUCCUCGCUCUCCCUGCGCUUUCCCUCUCCGAUUCCUGUCCUCUCAACAUCAGCCUCCUCCAUUCGAGAUCCUCAUCGGACUCCAAGGCACGGUGGUGCGGUUACAUCUUCAAAUCCCUUCGUAUUCUUCAAUCCGAUUACCUCCACCGCACCGGUUUCUUCCCUCCUUCCAACGCCUCCUUCUCCUGCUGGAUCGCUCUCCAGAAUCACACCCGCCAAUACGACAUUCGUUCCUCCUGCAACCUCCAUUCCUCUUCCCUUUCCCUCUCCUGCAACAACAUCACCAACCAAUCCCAAUUCGAACACCAUUUUCCUCUCUCAGCUCUUCAACCCAUACGGAAUACUUGUAACCAAUCUCUCAACAGUGCCGCAUCUUGUACUCUCUGCACCAACGCUUUGUCCAACUUGGAUUCCCUCCUCCCGGACAAUACCACUGAUUGCAAGACUAUUGCUUCUAUCUAUGCUGCUUCCUUCUCCGACCUGCAACACCCCGGAACUGCUGAGUGUCUGUUCAACGUUGGUUUUCCUUCUGGUAAGCGUCGUCGAACCAUUCUUAUUGCGGUUUUUUGUACGCUGGCCUUCUUCUUGUUGGUCUUUGGUGUUGUCUGGGCUUACUUUAGAUUGAAGCAGAAGAAGAAGGAUAUUUGUAAAACUGAGAUGGGUUUGGGUUCUGGGUUGGAUUCUAUGAACCAGAGUACUACUUUGAUUAGGUUCAGUUUUGAUGAGAUUAAAAAGGCUACAAGGAAUUUCUCCGGCGAUAACAUAAUUGGGAAGGGGGCUUAUGGGAAUGUUUAUAGAGGGGUUCUGUUUGAUGGGACUCAGGUUGCAUUGAAAAGGUUUAAGAAUUGUUCUGUUGCUGGGGAUCCUAGCUUCACUCAUGAAGUUGAGGUUAUUGCGAGCGUUAGGCAUGUGAACCUUGUUGCCUUAAGAGGAUAUUGUACUGCCACUACUAAUUUAGAGGGCCACCAGAGGAUUAUCGUCACUGAUUUGAUGGAGAAUGGGAGCGUUCAUGAUCAUUUAUUUGGUUCUGCUAAGCAGAAACUGAGUUGGCCAAUUCGUCAAAAGAUUGCUCUAGGCACUGCUAGGGGGUUGGCUUAUUUGCACUACGGGGCUCAACCUUCCAUCAUCCAUAGGGAUAUUAAAGCUAGUAACAUACUUCUGGACCGCAAAUUUGAAGCGAAAGUAGCAGAUUUUGGGUUAGCGAAGUUCAAACCUGAGGGAAUGACGCAUAUGAGCACUAGAGUGGCUGGAACCAUGGGGUAUGUUGCACCUGAGUAUGCUUUGUAUGGACAGUUAACUGAGAGAAGUGAUGUGUUCAGUUUUGGGGUUGUGCUUCUUGAGCUUUUGAGUGGGAAAAGGGCUCUUCAAAUUGACACUGAUGGGAAACCCUCUGCAGUCACUGACUUUGCUUGGUCAUUGGUUAGGAAUGGUAGAGCUUUGGAUGUUAUUGAAGAUGCUAUGCCAGAACUUGGUCCAGUAGACAUUCUUGAGAAGUAUGUUUUUGUUGCUGUACUAUGUUGUCAUCCACAACUAUAUGCUAGGCCAACGAUGGACCAGGUUGUUAAAAUGUUAGAGACGGAGGAAUCAGUGUCCUCAUUAAUUGAACAGCCACUGUCUUGUAUUGCUGGGAGGAUUCAUACUGAGAAAUCUGUGUAGUAAAUGGGAGAUUCAGAGCUGAUUCAACCAGUUAGCUUAGCAGCACAUUGUAAAGUUUUCACAUUCCUAUUUUAAGCAAGGAAGUGGCCAUUGAGACCUGGUUAAUCUGAGUUGAUUUCUAUUGUAAAUGGUGUAAUAGCAUAGAGGGGACUGUGUUCUAUUAUUUAGAUAUGCAGAAAAGAAUAUAGAAUAUGAUGGAACAUCAUCAUUCAAUACUGUUGUUUAGUAACAUUUUUCAUCCUCUGAAUUUGGAUGAAAGGGGGAUGGAUUAGAAAAUUUGAGUUCUUAGGAUGUUUUUGGUCUUGAUCCUUUGGGAUCUAAAGUUGUGGGGUAUUUACUUCUGAGCAAGUUUGAAAUCUAUCUUAAUUCAA